This is a messenger RNA of Priceomyces carsonii, 2217 nucleotides long. RefSeq names its product putative dolichyl-phosphate-mannose--protein mannosyltransferase (gene PMT5). The coding region runs from base 1 to 2217 and encodes 738 amino acids. Lineage: Eukaryota; Fungi; Ascomycota; Pichiomycetes; Serinales; Debaryomycetaceae. The record is from RefSeq and is a predicted model, not a curated record. Gene Ontology annotation, molecular function: dolichyl-phosphate-mannose-protein mannosyltransferase activity. The transcript has a single exon. Gene Ontology annotation, cellular component: membrane; endoplasmic reticulum. Gene Ontology annotation, biological process: protein O-linked glycosylation via mannose.
AUGGGAGAGAAGGGAGAAGAAUCCAAAAACACUACUGUGUACGAGAAAGGAAUUUAUAGGAAUUAUCACUCUGCUACAAUUCCUCCGGUAGUCAAAAAAAGGUCAACCUUCAAUAAAAUUGAUCAUUUUUUGAUAUUCGGUUUAUUAUCACUUGGAGUUUUAGUUAGAUUAUACAAGCUUCAUAUCCCUCUGGCUGUUGUUUUUGAUGAGGUACAUUUUGGUGAAUAUGCUCGAAGUUAUUUGCAUGGUGAAUUUUUCGUCGAUGUUCAUCCACCGUUGAUAAAGUUGAUAUAUUAUUGGAUUGGCCGUGCAUUUGGGUGGGAUGGUGUCUUCGAUUUUUCGGAGAUCGGUCGGGAUUAUGAUGGCACUGUACCAUAUCUCUACAUGAGACUUUUUUCUGGGAUUUGCGGAGUUUUGACUAUCGUGGUUUCUUAUGGAACGUUAAGGAUCUCUGGCUGCAGGGCAACUGUCGCCCUUUUUGGGGCAUUUUUGGUUGCCAUUGAAAACUCACUUAUCACUCAAUCAAGAUUCAUAUUGUUGGAUGGCCCUAUGAUUUUUUCACUAGCUCUCACAGUAUAUGGAAUGAAAAAGAUCAGACUUGAUACUGCGUUUAAAAAGGGGUGGUUCCAAUCAUUGGUAAUUAUUGGACUUGCCCUAGGUAUCACCAUAUCCAGUAAGUUGUCUGCUUUCUACACACUUCUUUGGGUGGGACUCGUGUCAGCUAUACAAUUGUGUAAUCUUUUAGGUGACCUAAAGAUAACUACUUUACAAUGGUUUGGACAUGUAAUUUACAGAAUCAUGGCGAUAAUUGUCCUACCAUUAUGCAUAUAUCUUGGUAUAUUUUCGGCACACCUUAUGUAUUUACCAUUUAACGGCUCUGGCUCUGGUGCAGUCUCCCCUAAUUUUAGGUCAACAUUCGCAGAUUCUAAUGAUCUCAAAAAUAUGCCUGUUGAAGUGUCUUAUGGCAGUACCGUUACUAUCAAAAGCAAUACCUUAGAAGGGUACCUACAUUCUCACGAUGCAAAAUAUCCAACAGGGUCUCAUGAGCAACAAGUAACACUCUAUAGCUUCAUGCCUGAUGAAAAUAAUGAAUGGAUGAUAGAGACAAAAAAUCAGUACAGGAAAGCCCUGUUGGAAAAUGAAGCUAGAGUAGUCAAAGAUGGUGAUAUAGUUCGGCUAUACCAUAAAAGCACAGGGAAAUACCUCCACGUGAAUAAAGUCAGGCCUCCGAUAUCAGAACAUGAUUAUUCGAACGAAGUAUCCUGUAAUGCUACUAGGGGUCUUUUGGGUGAUGCCGAUUACGAAUUCAAAGUCAGGAUAUUGCUAAAAAAGUCUCAUGCAACCCUGGAUUUGCCUCUUAUUAAAUUAAGAGCAACUGAAUCAAUAUUCCAGCUUAUUCAUCAAGGAACAAAGUGUGUUGUCAUGACGCACGACAUAAAACUUCCCUCAUGGGGAUCAAAUCAAAGAGAAGUUUUGUGUGUAGAAGAGCCAACAAUUCCCAAUACAUUGUGGUAUGUUGAAUACAAUUCGCACCCUGCGCUAGACGAGAGCGAUCAAGCAGAAAAAGUAAAUUUUCAAUCUGUUUCAUUUUGGAGAAAGUUCAAAGAGUACCAUAGAGCAGUAUUUCGAAUUAACAAUAGCUUCACUGAUCCUCAUUCAUAUUCUUCUACUCCUCAAUCCUGGCCCUUACUUUUGAGGGGAGUUAACUAUUAUGGCAAUGAUGCAGCAGAGAAGAAAUUAGAAAAUGGUAGCCAUAUAUAUUUCCUUGGGAAUUUGGCCGUAUACUAUUUCUCCUUCACUGUGGUCCUAGUGAUGUUCUUUAGUUAUGCUCUUUAUUCCUUUAGACAUAUGAAUCCGUUUGCAAUACAGAAGGAGUCCAUUGAUACGGUUGUAUUUUAUGACCAUGGGCUUGAGUACACACUAGGAUGGUUGAUUCAUUAUUUUCCAUAUUUUUUAAUGUCCAGACAGCUCUUCUUGCAUCAUUAUUUGCCAUCUUUAUACUUUGGAAUAUUGCUAAUUGGACAGUUUGUUGAGUAUCAAAUUUCAAAGAGAAAAGUUCUGGGCUAUUUAACAAUGACUCUUAUAACAAUAACCAGCCUUUACUGUUUCAUCAGCUUCUAUCCACUCAUAUAUGGUACACCGUGGACAAUCAAAGACUGCAAUCAUGCGAAAUGGUUCUCAGGUUGGGACUUCAAUUGCAUGAACUAUAGUAGUUGA